AGGGCCCGUGACGGGCGGCCGCCUCUGCAUGCGUCCUCGGGUUGCCGAGUCAUGGACCCCUGGGGCAAAAGCAACCGAAGGUAUGUGGCACACUGGAGAAAGAUGUCUUGUUCCUGUCACUGACAGUGGAAACCUUCAUGAAGCAACAGUGAAAUCCAUCGUGACAGAUGAAAAUGGAAAAUCAUUUGCAUUUGUAUUAUUUUCAGGUUCACUGGAAAAGAAAGUACCUUUAAAAAAACUCCAUAAAGCAACAUCUGGUAAAAGUUCUUUCAGAAGUUUUAUGUUUGAUGAUGUUGACUUGGAAAAGCCUUAUUUCCCAGACCAAAAACUUCCAUCACCUGCUGUUGCUUUUAAGCUCUCUGAAGAUGGUGACUGUAUUCCAUAUACAAUUAAUAGAUAUUUGCGUGACUACCAAAGGGAAGGAGCCCAGUUUCUAUAUGGACACUAUUCCCUGGGAAGAGGAUGUAUUCUUGGUGAUGACAUGGGACUUGGAAAAACAGUACAGGUAAUUUCUUUUCUGGCUGCAGUACUUAAAAAAGGCACACGAGAGGAUAUUGAAAAUAAUAUGCCAGAGUUUUUGUUAAAGAAUAUGAAAAAGGAAUCUUCCACUUGUACUCCAAAGAAGAUGUUUCUGAUAGUGGCCCCUCUUUCUGUACUCUAUAAUUGGAGAGAUGAAUUGAACACUUGGGGAUAUUUCAGAAUCACUAUUUUGCAUGGUAAUAAAAAAGAUAAUGAGCUGAUUCGAGUCAAGCAGGGAAAAUGUGAAAUUGCUCUAACAACUUAUGAGACCCUUCGCUUGUGCUUAGAUGAGCUGAACAGUAUAGAAUGGUCUGCUGUCAUUGUGGAUGAAGCCCAUAGAAUCAAGAAUCCAAAGGCUCGAGUUACAGAAGUUAUGAAAGCUUUAAAAUGUAGUGUUCGUAUAGGUCUUACUGGUACUAUUCUUCAAAACAACAUGAAGGAACUUUGGUGUGUUAUGGACUGGGCUGUGCCAGGACUUUUAGGUAGCAUGACUAACUUCAAGAAGCAGUUUUCUGACCCAGUGGAGCAUGGACAAAGACAUACUGCGACCAAAAGAGAGCUAGCUACUGGCCGAAAGGCUAUGCAGAGACUAGCAAGAAAGCUGUCUGGCUGGUUUCUGAGGCGUACCAAGACUCUGAUCAGGGAUCAGUUGCCUAAGAAGGAAGACAGAAUGGUUUACUGUUCUCUGACAGAGUUCCAGAAGGCUGUUUAUCAAACUGUAUUAGAGACAGAAGAUGUAACCUUGAUACUUAGAGCUCGAGAACCCUGUACCUGCAACAGUGGCCGUAAGAGAAAAAAUUGUUGUUACAAAACCAAUUCACAUGGUGAAACAGUGAAAGCCCUCUAUUUCAGUUAUCUUGCAAUCCUGCAGAAGGUAUCUAAUCAUGCUGCACUGCUACAAGCCAGUAGCAACACUAGUAAACAGCAGGAAAUGCAUCUUGAAAGAAUAUGCUAUCAAGUUUUUUCCAAAUUCAAAGAUUUCAUGCAGAAGAGUAAAGAUGCAGCCUUUGAAACUAUUUCUGAUCCAAAAUACAGUGGCAAAAUGAAGGUCCUUCAGCAGCUUUUAAAUCACUGCAAAAAAAACAGAGACAAAGUUCUUCUUUUUUCCUUUUCUACCAAGUUGCUGGAUAUUCUGGAGCAAUAUUGUAUGGCCACAGGGCUAGAUUACCGAAGACUUGAUGGAAGUACCAAGUCAGAGGAAAGGGUUAAGAUAGUGAAAGAAUUCAACAGCACACAAGAUGUUAACAUUUGCCUUGUCUCUACAAUGGCUGGUGGACUUGGCCUCAAUUUUGUUGGUGCCAAUGUUGUUGUGAUCUUUGAUCCUACCUGGAAUCCAGCCAAUGAUCUUCAAGCCAUUGACAGAGCAUAUAGGAUUGGGCAGUGUCGGGAUGUGAAAGUAUUUAGGCUUAUAUCCUUAGGAACUGUGGAAGAGAUCAUGUAUUUACGUCAGGUAUAUAAGCAGCAACUGCACUGUGUGGUGGUUGGGAGUGAAAAUGCCAAGCGGUAUUUUGAAGCAGUUCAAGGAUCAAAAGAACAUCAAGGAGAGCUUUUUGGGAUCCACAACCUCUUCAAACUAAGAUCUCAAGGGUCCUGUCUUACAAGGGAUAUCCUGGAGAGGGAAGGCCAAGUAGAAGCAGGGGUCAUGACAGCCACUACAUGGUUGAAAGAAGGACCUCCAGCACACAAAUUAGAAAUGACUGCAGAUCCUGAAUGUCAAGAACAUAAAAAACAAGGACAGUCUGAGGAAGUAGUGGAAAAAGAAGUAUUUGAUCUCUGCUGUGACUUCAGUGAUGAGGAAUCCAUGGGAAGCUCAAGGACAAAAACUACUAAAAACAAAAUUUCUGAUAAAAAUAACACUACAGUUUCUCCAGGACAGCUUACUUUACUUCAGUGUGGUUUCUCUAAGUUUUUUGAGGAAAAAAGUGAUUUAUUUGAUCAUAGUGAUGAAAAUGUUGAUUCUAAUGAUGAAAACUCUGAUGAUCAAUCUUUGCACCAUCUAGCAGAAGAUAAUAGGGUUAAUGGCUGUCAGAAGAGUCAGAGCUCUGGCAAUACUUUGUUGAAUCAAAAAGUAACCAGCAACCUGAAACAAAAAGAAAAAUUUAAAUGUCAAAGGAGGACAGAGACUCUAAAAUGCAAUGUGUCUUCUGAUUCUGAGAGUGAAAGGGACUUAAAAAAUAAACAUGAACAGCCCUGUGCUUCACCUAAGACCACAGAGGCAGAAGAUAGUUCAGAUGCUAGUGAUGUCAUCUUUCCAACACAAUUUACAACUGAAAGAUUCCAUUGUCGUAAGAAUGAUGAACAAGUCUUUGAUCUUUCUGAAAAUUCCAAAACAGAAAACCCCUUUAAAAUGACCACCAGUGUUGACCAUUGGUCAGGUUCCAAGAAAUCUGAUUUCAUUGUAAAUUAUUCAACUUAUAAAAAUAUAAACCAUCCACAGAAUAUUGUCCAAAAAUCUAUAAGGGAAAGGAAAAGUGUAAGUGAUAUUAGUGAUGAAUCAGAUGAUAUUGAAAUAUCCUCAGAAUCAAGGAUAAGAAAGAGAACAAUUAGUUCUGUUAAGUUUAAACCCAAAAAAGGAAGCAAAAUGAGGCUUCAUGACAAGCUGGAAACAAGCCAGCUAUAUUCAGCAGAUUUAGAAGGUGACUCUCAGAAUAUAAAUGAUUUUUCAUCUUCAGAUGAUGAUUCAGCAGCCAGUAAAAUCACUUUCUCCAAACAAAGUCGUAGGCAAAAAAGUAAGAAAUGCAGGCUUUCUUUUUCAGCAGAAUCUACUGGCUAUAAUAAGAAAAAUGCCGAUUUUCCACAAAGGGAGCUCAAAAUAUUUUCAAAUGAGGUUGUUCAAGAACAGAAAGGCGAAUCCAUGGAUAACUUUUUAGAUGGUGUUCAAGAAGUUGCCUAUAUCCAUUCCAACCAGAAUGUGAUUGGCUCAAGCAAAGCAGAAAAUCAUAUGAGCCGAUGGGCUACACGUGAUGUGUUUGAAUUGAAACAAUUUUCCCAGCUUCCUGCUAACAUAGCAGUAUGCAGCACUAAGACAUAUGAGAGGAGAAAGAAAGAUUCAUACACAAAGAUUCUUAAGAAAGGACAGGAGCUAAGUGAAGAAAACCACUCGCUUCCCCUUUAUAUUACAAAUCCUGUGGUUUAUAAAAAGAAAGAAGUUCACCAUGUGGGCCAGACCACCUUCAUAAUGGGAGAAACUCCAAAAGGAAUCCGAAAGAAACAGUUUGAAGAAAUGGCUUCUUUCUUCAGUUCGUCUUCUGUGGAAGAAUUUGCUAGACAUAUAACAAGUGCUACAUCAGAAGAACGCCAGAAAAUGCUAAGAGAUUUCUAUACUUCCAGGUAUCCAGAGGUAGAAGAUUUUUUUGCAGAUCAUGAUUCAGAAGUCAUCAAAUCUAACUAUGAGAAAGGAGAAAAUGUUAAGACUAAAUCUAGAAAGAAAAAAUCCCUGGUGAAAAAAAACCUGUCAGAUUCUGAUCCUUCAGCAAUUAAAGUUUCUACAAGUGGGACUGUACAAAUUUGCAGUCCAAAAAAACAUAAAGGAAAAGUAAAUAAGUUUCAAAAUGAUGAUUCCUGUGGAGAAGUUUUGUCUAAUAAUGCAGAAACUAAAGAACUACCUGGUGUUUUUACCCAAGAGAUUGUCAGUGGGAAAAAGAGCCAAGCAUUCAGAGAUACUUCGGUAUCCAAUUCCUUGAACAGUAAAUCUGAAACAUGUAAGAGAAUGUUAGUAAAUACUAUUAAGGACCAACAGGACUUUACAAGAACAGACUGUUCAAGAAGCGAACCUCUUUUGAAAUCUGAAAACAAAAAGAUAGAAAACCAAGCGUUAGAGGACAACACUGUGGUAGACUUACUUGGUGACACUUCUAUUCUUGAUGACCUCUUUAAAAGUCACGGGAACAGUCCUACACAGUUGCCAAGGAAAGCUCUUUCAAAGCCUGUGGAAAAAGCAAAGCAGCGGCCAAGGGAUUUCUGGGACAUAUUGAAUGAGCAGAAUGAUGACAGUCUUAGUAAAUUCACCGACUUGGCAGUAAUAGAGAUGUUGUGUGAAAAAGCACCCCUUGCUACAUCCACUAAAAGAAAUGAAGAGCUUGAAAUGUCUCUUUGGAAAUCAAAUGAGAAAUUUUUGUGGAAAAAACAUGAGGCAGAUGAUUCACAUGAAAGUGCACCAAGCAAAUAGAGUGAUGCCUAGGAAUACAAGUGAAUCACAAAGCCAGUAGAGGUCAGCUUUAAAUGUUUAUGUUGGGAGGAAAUGCUAAAUGUGAUUAAUUGAAUUUAUUUCUGACAAAUAUAUUUAAUUUAACUCUA
Molecule: messenger RNA, 4815 nt
Organism: Phascolarctos cinereus (koala)
Lineage: Eukaryota; Metazoa; Chordata; Mammalia; Diprotodontia; Phascolarctidae
Gene: ERCC6L2
Product: ERCC excision repair 6 like 2
Molecular function (GO): ATP binding
Source: RefSeq, a predicted model, not a curated record